Cicer arietinum (chickpea) is the source of this 1225-nucleotide messenger RNA. Its product is annotated as two-component response regulator ARR14-like. Lineage: Eukaryota; Viridiplantae; Streptophyta; Magnoliopsida; Fabales; Fabaceae. The record is from RefSeq and is a predicted model, not a curated record. Gene Ontology annotation, biological process: cytokinin-activated signaling pathway; phosphorelay signal transduction system. Gene Ontology annotation, molecular function: DNA binding.
CAAGUUCUUGCGAUUGUUUCGUUCUCUUUCUCUUUUGGAAAGAUUCGUGUGGUUCGUUCUUAUUUCUAAGCACAAGAAAAGAGUAAAGAUGGAGUUUAUAAAAAGACUUCCAAAACGAUUCCCAAUCGGUCUACGGGUUCUCGUCCUUGAUGUUGACACAACUCACCAUCCCAUCCUUCACGCAAUGGGUAAUCAAUUUCUAUACCAAGUUACCACUUGUUGCAAGCCUUCUGUUGCAUUGAAUCUUCUUUCCCAAACAGAAUGCUCUUUUGAUGUCAUAAUUGUUGAUACUGAUAUGCAAGAAUUGAGUGCUUAUGACUUUCUUGAACAUAUUCUCUUAUUCCACAAAAUUCCUGUCAUUUUCAUGUCUUCUGAUUACUCUACAAAUUCUAUCAUGGAGGCUAUCACAAAAGGGGCUUCUGAUUAUUGGAUUAAGCCUUUGGAAGAACAAGAAUUCAAGAAUAUGUGGAAGUAUGUGGUAAAAGGAGUUAUGAUUAAUGAAAAUAAACAUGAAAAAAAAUUGAAUCAGAAUAUGAACAUCUUUGAUAUGAACAACAUCUUCAAUAGAAAACGGGGGAGAGAAGACGAGUUCAAUGUUCCAAAACAAGGUAUUGAUUCUGAAGAUGAAAAGCAUAAUCAUAAUGAUGAUUAUCCACCGGCGACAAAGAAGUUCCGGUUUUCAUGGAAUCAACAGUUUCAUAAUCAAUUUGUAAUUGUUGUCAAUCAAUUAGGCCUUGAUAAUGUAAAGCCGAAACAAAUACUAAAAAUUAUGGAUGUUCCGGGUUUAACCCGAGAACACGUUGCUAGCCAUUUGCAGAAAUUGAGAAAUAAAUUGAAGUAAAGAGUGUCAAAAUGUGGGAAGAAAAAAAAUGAAAUUUAUCAGUUUUGUCUGCUUCAGCUGAAACACACUUAAUCCUUGAAACUAUUCACACAUCUCCAGAACAGCAACAAGUACAGUCUGACAAAAUUUGUGGUACACAGCUACACUUGAUGAAAUUUUGCAAUUAUGAUCUCAGCGAAAUUUUUACGACCUAAGCAUGUCCUCUCACCGAAGUCGAUAUAUUCGGUAUGUAUUCGUAACGAAGCUGUUGCCGAUAGUGAAAAUAAUUUGGUCAUUAAUUCAUUCAUCUUUUUAUAGUCGUUUGUUUAUUGCUGUGAUUUUAUGUUACAAAGCUUAACUUUUUAAUGACCAAAGAUUAAUUAUAUAGUUUAUGUUGUACUCAAA